Tigriopus californicus is the source of this 1044-nucleotide messenger RNA. RefSeq names its product E3 SUMO-protein ligase ZBED1-like. The record is from RefSeq and is a predicted model, not a curated record. Bases 432 to 1034 code for a protein of 200 amino acids. The transcript has a single exon. NCBI's taxonomy places the organism in Eukaryota, Metazoa, Arthropoda, Copepoda, Harpacticoida, Harpacticidae.
CUCUCUAAUGCGUGCCUCCAUUCGGAUUCCAUACGGCAUGAAAUGAUCUCUAGAAAAAACAGUUUGACAAAAUCAAGCAUAGUAGGUGUUCUAAUUUCAGCAACCUUAUUCAAUAUGGCAGGCAAAGGUGUUCCCAAGUGUGUGGAAAAGUUUGAAAAGCGUGGAAAAACCAAUGCAAGAUGCUUGUAUUGUGAGAAGGAAUACAAAACAACAAAACAGGCAACGACAACUCUUUGGCAACAUCUCGGUAAAAAACACAUGGUAGAAUUGGAGAGAAUCCAAGGUAAGAAGCUACGAGUUAACAAAACAAGGCAAAAUUUUAUUACUAAAAACCACUUUAUUUAGGACAAGUUGGGCCAACGAGAUCUGCGGUUAAGACCUAUCCUCCAAAUUGCGAUAGAAAAAAGAACCUAGACCAAUCUCUAUGCUUCAUGGUUGUCAAAGAUUUGCAACCUGUAUCCAUCGUCGAAGAUGAGGGAUUUAAGAAGGUUUGCCACACUCUCAAUCCUCUCAAUGCCCUACCCUCAAGACGAACUUUAUCCGACAUUUACAUUUCCAACAUGUUUGACAAAGUUCAUGCAAAUGUCAAGAUUCGGCUCCAACAAGCUAGUUGGGUGUCGAUCACUACAGAUUUGUGGUCUUCGAUCAAUCGCAAUGGAUUUAUCGCAGUGACAGUUCAUUACUGUGAUGAAGUGACACUUUCGCCACAAUCGAUGAUCCUUGAUUGCGUUAGAGUUCGAGGUCGCCAUACCGUGGAGACUAUUUCAAUGGAGCUUCGAACCGCCUUUGAGAGGAACAAUCUCGGGAACAAGAUUCUCGUCAGAGUCACCGACAACGGUGCCAAUGUGGUGAAGGCGAUCAAAGAUAUUGGCAUUACCCACGUUGCAUGCUAUGCUUACUCUUUGAACCUGGUUGCCAAUUAUGCAUUUAGGGAGGUAUCGUCCCUCUGCGCAAUCAAGGACGUUGCUUCGAAAUUAGUAGAGCAAACCAAGAAGAGUACCCAUGUGAUGGAGCUAUUUGAGGGGAUCCAAUAAGACCAAGGCC